Fundulus heteroclitus (mummichog) is the source of this 528-nucleotide messenger RNA. Its product is annotated as PRKC apoptosis WT1 regulator protein-like. The record is from RefSeq and is a predicted model, not a curated record. Lineage: Eukaryota; Metazoa; Chordata; Actinopteri; Cyprinodontiformes; Fundulidae. The transcript is spliced from 4 exons. Gene Ontology annotation, biological process: positive regulation of apoptotic process; apoptotic process. The coding region runs from base 51 to 344 and encodes 97 amino acids. Gene Ontology annotation, cellular component: cytoplasm.
AAACUCCGAGAGCUGGGCCUGGGCGUUAUACAAGCAAUCCAAGACAGGCGAUGGAGGAGGACGCUGGUGGGAGCAGCAGACAGCGAGAAAGCCGUCAAAGCAGAGAGGCUGGAGGUGGAAGUCUGGAGAGGCGAGUGGAGGAGCUGGAGAGGGAGCUGGCCAUUGUGCUCCAGGAGCAAUCCAGGUUGCUGAAGGCCCUGCAGGACAAAGACGAACUCAUUGAGAAGCAGAAAGAGGAAAUCGAAUUGCUGAACCUGGACCUGGAUGAGAUUGAGGAUGAGAACGAGCAGCUCAAACAGGAGAACAAGACUCUGCUGAAGGUGGUGGGACAGCUGACGAGGUAGAGCUGCUCCGAGCGGCCCGGACACCGAACACCGACGUCCUGCUGGAGGUCAAAUCCUGCAGCGUAGCCUUCUAUCUGUUUCAUUUGGAGUAGAUUACUUUAGCUUGCCGUCAUUCUAGUCGGAUGCUGGUCAUUUGCCCCAUUUUCCAUUCUUUUUCUUUCAUUUUAGGGAUGUUUUGUACCCA